AUGGAAAUAAAUAUAUGUUGUUCCCAAUAUAUUUGGGGUUAUUUCUUUCUGAUUUUCAAAGACAACAAAAAUUUCAAAAUGAUUACGACCACUAAACAAUUACUGGCUAAGCAUAAAGACAUCUAUAAAAAAGCUACAGAACAUGAGGUAACAAAUAAAUUAUGUCAAGGUACAUUAAGUGAUCGUGUUUUCUAUGCUUACCUAGCUCAAGAUCUUCAAUUUUUCGAGGUAGGAAUGAGACUGCUAUGUAAAAUUGCCUUAAGGGCUCCUAGAAUAUCCAGUUUUUUCACACUCUCUAAGACAAUUGGGUUCUUUGCAAGUGAUGAAAAUACCUAUUUCCAUGACUGUUUGGCAGUGUUGGCUCCCUCAUUAUCUUCUGAGGAUAAAGCAACAUUUGAUAACACUUUAUUACCAGGGGUAGAUAUUUAUGUGAGGUAUAUGGAAGAAUUAACAAAAGGCGAUUUUACGUAUGCCCAAUUAAUUACGUGCCAUUGGGCUGGUGAACAGAUCUAUUUACAAUGGGCCCAAACUUCUCGAAGAAAGACUGGCUUACAUUGGAAAUAUCAGAUAUGGAUUGAUUUACAUGAUAGUGAACGUUUCAGAAACUACGUUGACUUUCUUGCAAAUGAAGUUAACCAGUUCCCUGUUGAAGAAGUCGAAGAAGUAUUUAUCAAGGUUGUCGAGCUUGAGUUUGAAUUUUUUGACAGGUGCUAUAAGGCAUAA
Messenger RNA from Naumovozyma castellii, 723 nucleotides. Its product is annotated as TenA family protein. NCBI's taxonomy places the organism in Eukaryota, Fungi, Ascomycota, Saccharomycetes, Saccharomycetales, Saccharomycetaceae. The record is from RefSeq and is a predicted model, not a curated record. Bases 1 to 723 code for a protein of 240 amino acids. The transcript has a single exon.